GGGGCGCACCUGGGGCACACCUGGGCAGGAGGGUCUGGGGGGGUCCCUGGCGCUGGCACCAGGGAUGGAGAAAUGCGGCCGUGCCGAAAAUCCCACCUGGGAUCCCCAAAAUCCUCCCCAGAAUCCUCCCCAAAAUCCCCCCUGGGACCCCAAAAAAUCCCCAAAAUCCCCCCUGGGACCCCAAAAAUCCCCCCUGGGAUCCCCAAAAUCCCCCCCCGGGACCCCCAGAAUUCCCCCCGGGACCCCCCAAAUCUGCCCCAGGAUCCCCAAAAUGCCCCAAACUCCCCCCAGGAGCCCCAAAAUCCGCCCCAGGGCCGGGUCAGCCGCUCUGCGGAGCCGCUUUGUCCCCGAGCCGGGGGGGGACGAGGGGCGUGGGGGGGUCACUCUGGGGUCACCUGAGGGUCAAGGGUCAAGCAAGGACAUAGGAACGGUCAAGGACCAUGGAGUGACCACUGGCCUGGGGACAGCGGACGGACAAGGGACGGUCAAGGGGAUGGUCAAGAACUGGACAGCGGGGGACGGCCAGGGGGGUCAGGGGUCACUGGGGGACACUGGGGACAGUGUCCGGCCACGAGCCCAAGCCCUCGAUGACCCCUUCGGUGGCCACGCUGACCACUACCCCCGUGACGUCACCGCUGUCCCCUCCCCCCUGUCCCUCGGUGCCACCUCCCCCCCGCUGCGGGGGCGGGGCCGCGGUGUCGCCGGGGGGGGGCGCUGUCCCCCAACGCCGGGGUCACUGUCCCCAACGCCGGGGUCACUGUCCCUGUGUCCAGUUCUGUCCCCGUGUCCGGGGUCACUGUCCCUGUGUCCGGUUCUGUCCCAUGUGUCCGGGGUCACUGUCCCCAAGUCCGGGGUCACUGUCCCCGUGUCCGGGGGUCACUGUCCCUGUGUCCAGUUCUGUCCCCGUGUCCGGGGGUCACUGUCCCUGUGUCCAGCGCUGUCCCCAACGCCGGGGUCACUGUCCCUGUGUCCAGCGCUGUCCCUUUGUCCAGCGGUGUCGCCGUGUCCGGUGACCCUGUCCAGCUGUCCAGUGGCUCCGUCCCCAAGUCGGGGGUCACUGUCCAGCUGUCCGGUGCCACUGUCCCCAUGUCCGAUGCCACUGUCCAGGUGUCCAGCGGCGCCGCCAUGCCCGGCGCCGCCACCCCCGUGUCCGGUGCCACCGUCCCCGUGUCCAGUGCCACCGCCCCCGUGCCCGGUGCCACCGUCCGGCCGUGCAGCCCCGUGCCCCCGUGCCCCCGGCCGCUGUCCCCCCGCCGUGACCCCCCGUGUCCCCCGGCGUGUCCCCACCCCGCGCUGCAGCGCCGCAGCGGCAACACCAUCACCGUGCGGCCGCGCCGCGCCGGCCCCGGCGCCGGCCCCGGGGGCAGGUGGCCCGGGGGGAGCUGGCCCGGGGGCAGGUGGCCCGGGGGCGGCCCCGGUGGCCCCGGGGGCGCGGCCGAGCCCCCAAGAAGCGCUACCCCACGGCCGAGCAGAUCCAGGUGGUCGGGGGGGGUACCUGGCGCUGCCGCGCUCCUGCCUGGCCAAGGGGCAGCCCCGGAGCAAGAAGCUGCAGAUCUGGUUCAGCGAGCGCGACCUGGAGCGAAUCUUCUCGUACCCCUCGGAGGGGGCGGCGCUGGCGGCCUGGGGGGCCCCCCCGAGGACCCCCCCCGGGACCCCCCCCGGGACCCCCCGGGACCCCCCCGGGACCCCCCGACCCCCGGGGGAGGAGGAGGAGGAGGAGGAAGAGGAGGAGGAGGAGCCCCCUCCCCCGACACGGGGGCUGCCGGGGGGGCUGAGGGGCCGCGCCCUGCUCGUGGACGAAUCCUGCCGUCGGUAACCCCCGGCCCAGCCCCCCGAGACCUCCCGGGGACCCCCCCGGGACCGCCCGGAGGGGCCGGACACUCGGACGGGGCCGGACACACGGACAGAGACCCCCAAGCCACCCUUUGUGGGAGCCUUCCAGAACAUUCUACCCCCCCCGGCGGGUCUGGGGGGGACUUUUUUACUCCAUUUUGUAGAUUUUUAGUACCAGGGCGGGGGGGUUUAAUUAUCCCUAACGAGGUUUUUUUAGCCUAAUUAAGGGGUUUUAUACCUGGGGAGGGGCGAAUUUUGUCAGUAUUGGGCCAAGCGAGGCUGUCCCCAGUUUGGACUGGGCCAGGACCGGUUUGGACUGGAAGGGGGCGGGGCCAAAGCCGUGGCAGU
Messenger RNA from Vidua macroura (Pin-tailed whydah), 2181 nucleotides. Its product is annotated as basic proline-rich protein-like. NCBI's taxonomy places the organism in Eukaryota, Metazoa, Chordata, Aves, Passeriformes, Viduidae. The record is from RefSeq and is a predicted model, not a curated record. Bases 65 to 1816 code for a protein of 583 amino acids. The transcript is spliced from 3 exons. Gene Ontology annotation, molecular function: phosphatase binding.